Molecule: messenger RNA, 1050 nt
Organism: Besnoitia besnoiti
Lineage: Eukaryota; Apicomplexa; Conoidasida; Eucoccidiorida; Sarcocystidae
Product: SAG-related sequence
Exons: 1
Coding region: 1-1050 (349 amino acids)
Cellular component (GO): membrane
Source: RefSeq, a predicted model, not a curated record
AUGACCAUAGCUCUAUUUUUUGUGGGCAUCGCGAGGAUUCACGAAAAUCCGCCUGUUCCCGUCCUCGGGGUUCUUGCCGCCGAGCAGAUAUCCGACUGUGUCGUGGAGGGCGCUAGAACAAAGUGCACGUGCGAAAAACAACCAACCACUGCACCAGACCUCAAAGCAACAAUAUCGGAAGAGACAAACGAGUUGGAAAUUUACUGCAAGGGCGGCCUAAAUUAUGCGCCUGAAGGACUGCUGGGUUCAAAGGUCUGUUCGGCGGAUGCUGACGACGUCACCACAUGCAAGGCAAAAGAGAGCAAGCCUGGCUGUAUCAACGUUAACGCACUCUUGGUUGCAGCAUCAACCCCCGUCGAAUGGCAGCCAAGCACAAGCAUCACCGACCAAGAUAAAUCGAAGGUCCUUAACAUCCCAAAAGACAAGAUCCCGUAUGUCGACGAAGAAUUCCACGUCGGAUGCAGCGAAAACAACUCCACUACGAAAUGCAAAGUAGCUGUGACGAUCACAGCAAGAACAACGAAGACGAAGGACCGAACAGUGACAUGCGCAUAUGGCCACGAUAGCAACAAAAAGCAUCAGAUGAUCACACUCAGCCCUUCACAAAAUACCUUCACACUGGUGUGUGGCGCGAAAGGAGAGAUUGUGCAGAAGAGCUACAAAAGCGCGUACUGCGGUGUGAGUGAGAAGGACACGCCUGUCAGGGAUUGCCCUGGCAAAUACACGGAUAUUCUCCCUGGUUACGAGGAAAGAUGGUGGACUGAUGGUAAAGAGAAGUCCUUCACUUUCACGAUUCCGGAGGACAAGUUUCCCACGGCCAGAGCGAAGAUGAUGGUACAGUGUCAGAAGGAGGAGGUCAAAACACGCGAGCCUGCCACACCUCAAGCUGAAGCCACAUUUAAACCCAGUGUGUGCAGCGUGGACGUGACAAUUGAAAGCGCUGGCUCCGCGAGCUUGGCGCCUCCGUCGUUCAUUUUGGGUUUGAGUACUAUCAUGUUGCUGGCGGGAUCUGGACUGAUGGUCGUGUCGUCUGACUUUCUACGACAGUGA